AUAACCGGCAUGAUAAUUUUAUUUUAAUUCGUUUUUGUUGAUAGUUCCUUACAGUCUCUCAGGAAAGAAAAUUUCAUCUGGUAGGCGGACAGUCAAGUGAAAAUGGUGUAAAUACCAAACAAAGAAACGAGAAGGCGUGCUUUUUGUCUUAUUCUCACCUUGCUUGUCGCUGUGCAGCGGCAUUCGUGCAGUUCUUGCCGAGUGUAAAACGUCUUCGACACAAUGGACCCAGACAACAGCACAUCCAGUUCAGCAAGUGGCAGUGUGGUUGUAUCCACCAGUCAUAAGCUGGUAGAUCUCGAAUUUCCGAAUUACAGCACCGUCCUGCUGGAGCAUCUCAACCAGCAUCGGGAGGAGGGCAAGUUCUGCGACCUGGCGGUGCACGUAAGAGGUCAGGUGUUCAGGGCUCACAAGGCUGUGCUUGCCGCCUCCUCAUCCUAUUUCCACGACAAGCUGCUGUUGCGCAAUACAGAAGUAAUCACGCUGCCAAGUGUCAUUGAACCCGACGCAUUCGCUGGCCUUCUUGGACUUAUUUAUACUGGGAGGCUACGUGUUACCGUACAGGACAUGCCCAGCUAUCUGCUGGUCGCCAGUGGCCUGCAACUUUGGCAUGUAGUGGACCGCUGUAAAGAAGUGCUGAAGAGAGAAGAAGAGCAGAUCCUGCGGACAAAUAAAAGCAGUUGUGAGAGAAGCAGCACCCCGUACAGACAUUGUUGCUCCACCUCACAGUCACCAAGUAGCAGCCAAAUACUGGUUGGGUCCCGGGACGAGACAUUGGGGUACAGAGAAGCACACCACUCCAUGUUUUCCAGCUCAAGAGGAGUUAAAGCGAGCACAAGUGCUAAAAUGGGCAAAAGCUCAAAUACAAGGGUGGAGAGAGAAGCUCAGUGUCGUUCCUCUUAUUCCAAAAAGCGGGAUCACCAGAAAAGCAUGAAAACCAAGGAGAAAUUGUAUCACAGUACUGAUCGUGAUGAGGAUGACUAUUGCCACAGUAAUGAGAUAACAGUUCACACAGAAGAAGAUGAAGUUGAAGAUUUAGAUGAGGAAGAAACUGAAGAUGAUGAGGUGAUCAAGGUGCAUGUGCAGUCAGAGGAAGAUGAAGAAGAAGAUGAGGACGGGGGUGUUGUUGUGAUGGUGUCUGGUAAAAAAGAAGAAGCGGGUGAAGAUGAUGAUAUCUGCAGUGGCUCAAUUGAUGAAAAUGGACAAAUGGUGGUAAUGGAAGGAGAGCGAAGGAAAGGCAAAGAAUCCAUAUCAGGCUACACCUACAGACUGGUCAACAGUCAGGUUGAUUCGCAAAGCUUGGUGUCCCCUGUGCCUGUUUCUCCUGUUUUCUCAGCUGCUGGGCUGGCCCUGCGAGAGACUGAUGGAGGAGCAUUUUCUAGCCUGGGAGAAUUUCGUUUAGGAGGAAUAGGAACUGUUGGAACUAUGGAAGCUGGAUCUAUUAGUGACCAGAUUUAUGUAAAGCAAGAGAGGGCAGAUGAACAUGAGAACAGCACUACCGCGAUUAGAGGUUCCAAGAGCACAGUAACUAGUAUUAAUGUAGUCAGUUCAGUAAGCAACAGCUCCCAGUUACAUCCAAGUGGAUUUGGUCCAUUUCAAGGGAAUUUUAGAAUAGAAGGACUCAGCACUUCAACUGCCGGUGGAAGUAAUGACUAUUUUCUGCAAAGUACAGAUAGUGGGGGUCCUGGUGUUUCAUCCAAUCAAAGUGGGGAGCCGGUGAGCCUUGUUGUAACCGGUUCUAACUGCCUUGGUUCGGUGGUUGUUGACUCUGCUUCAUUUCCAGAUGGCACUCGAGUUGUCGCUGAUCCUACUGGUUACCCUGCUCAUGCUGUAUCACAGCAGCCCAUGGACAUUCACGGAAAUGAAAUAGUCACACAUGCUUCACUAGGGCAGACCGUUCAUGCUCCUGUCAAGAUUUUGUCAGUGCCACCUGAUGGCAAACGCUUUGGGUGCCUGUGUGGCAAGCGGUUUGCGGUAAAGCCAAAGCGUGACCGUCACAUUAUGCUGACAUUGAGUGUCCGGCCCUUUGACUGUUCUGUGUGUGAAAAGAAGUUUAAGCUAAAGCACCACCUGAAUGAGCACAUGAAGACACACCUGGGUUUCCUGUAUAAAUGUGAGCGAUGUGGCAGGAAAUUCCGCAUGCGCAGUUGUUAUUUGAAACAUGUCCAGCAAGAGGAGGAACAGUUAAAUCUUCAGCAGAACAACUGUGCCAACAAUACACUACAGUCCGAAUACAGUGUAUGACAAUACUUAAUAUGCAGAUCUAAUCGGUUCUGGUUUAGUUCACCAUCAGAAGACUGGUAAUGCAAGUUUGACACAAAAGACAAUUUGUCAUUGAUAUGCUGGCUUCAAAGCUCUGACUUCUUUUUUGCCACUUCAUCUAGAAAAUCUUGGUAUGCUGGAUAUCAUUGUGGCAAAGGUGAAUGUUAGGCAAUAAGCAUAUGCAGAUGGCAUUGAUCUAGAAUGACAAGGUUUUAAGACUAAUAUUAAACUCGCUUUUGUGCCUUAUGUUCAAUUCUAACUCUCCAGUGGUAUGUACUAGUACAUAUUAGAAAUGCAAUUGUGUGGUAGAAUGCCUGCUCUGUUUAUGUGAACCAGACGUUUGGAGCACUUCACCUAUUAUAAGAAGCACUUAGAUUACAGCGACACAUUUUAAUCUUUGAGUAGCGGUAAAUUGAGGGAUUUCUGCAGGAAUAUAGAGUGAUCCAGAUUUGAAUGUUAUGGUGUUUAGACCAGUUCCUUUAACUUUAAAUCACUGGUUCACCCUAGGUAUGGCGUCCAUUUUAGGACAUUCUCUACCCUGCUGAAAAAAAAAGUCAUUCCUUUCCCUUGCAAAACUACACCCUCCCCCGAUAUCUGCCAAAACGGAAUCCAUCCUCCUGCUCCCUGCGGCAAAACUCUAUCCUCACUCCUUAAACACAUCUGCUUACAAUAUGUACUGUAUGUGCAUAGCCAUACUUUAAAGCUUGAAUGGGAUAGAUGCCAAAGAUCUGUGCUGGUAUCUGGAAGGUCACUGGUUCAAAUCCCGUUACUGCCAAAAGGGAUCCUACUCCAUUGGGCCCUUGAACAAGGCCCUUAACCUGAAAGUUGCUCCAGGGGUGCUGUAUAAUGACUGGCCUUGCACUCUGACCCCUCAAAGAUCAUGCAAAAAGACCAUUUCUGUUCGGGGAUUAAUAAAGUAUAUAUCAAAUCAAAUUGAUUAAAAUAUUUGAAAUAUGUGUUACCAUCCUAUAAUGCACAGUAUACUACCCAAAUGGUAAACAGAAAAACAUGCGCUUUUUUAAAUGUUAUGAAAGCAAAUCUAAUUUUACACUUUAAAUCAUGUAUAAUUUGCAAAAAACAGAUUAUAAAAAUGCAAAUUACAAUGUUGUAUAAGCAAUAUAGAGCAAUAAAGCUGCAGUAUGCAGGAGAAGAACGUUUAACGAAGAUGUAUAUGAUUGGCUGCCUACAAUGUAAACAUGAAGAGGAGGGUGUAGCCUGAAAUAAAGACUGACAGACGCAUAGCUCCUUUAUAAUGACUGGCUGGUAGUAUACAAUUGGGUGAUGUAACAAACUUAUUGCUGGCCACCACGCUCCUUUCUGAAGCCAUUUUGUCAGAGUGAGGAGGAUUUCCUAAAAUAGAUUUUUAAUUUUUCUGACGCUAUUUUAGAAGCUCUGAGAGACCUGUGUCAAAUCCUGGCAGAUCUGGAAAGAAAGAGAAAUCGAUAUUGAAUGGGCCAUCACAGAGCACAUUCAUGCACACACCAGCACUCACUUAUACUGGGCAAAUUUAGAAGCACCAGCAAGAUUACAACUAAUGUCCUGGAGUAUGAGGCAGCAGCGCUAAGACAUUAGUCCCCAUUAUGCCCUAUUUAUCUUGUAUAAUUAUUUAAUUAGUUGCCUUGUGUCUGUUCUUAUCCUGUAGAGUCAUAAAAACACAUCAUUGUGUGGUCCAAAAUGAGUACAAAAUGUAACAUGUUGGGUGCUGUCCCAUUUUUCUUAUUGGUGUAUGCAGAUCUAGAAAAUGGAUUAAGAUGUUGUUUGAAAGUGUUUUAGCACAUGAUCAAGGUAACAAGCACUGCUGGGUUAAUAUCCUGGCUAAAUCACUAUUUGUGGCGUUUCCAUUUUCUUACUACAUCUCUGGGAAUGUUCUCCUGGUACUCUGGUUUCCUUCCGCUUACCUUAGUCUCUGAACUGGUUAAGUAUGAGCUAGAGAGUACGUUUUGGUGUGUGAGUGAGCAGAGGCUGGGUGGCAUGUCCACAUUUUAUUCCUACUUUACAUGUGAUGCUGCCUGGAUAGCCUCUGGCCUUGCUCAUUUAUUGAAACAGGUAGAUUCAGAAAAUAAAUGAAUACUGUUUCCGCACACAGGCCUUCAUUUGUGGUUUUUAUUCUUUCAACAAUUCAGUUUCAAUUACAGUAAUUUUAAAGCGACAAAAAGCAGCAGGCAAUUCUAAAAAAACAAUGUACUCAAAACCAGAGGUGCUGAUUUAGUUCCAUUUAUUCUUGUGUACUCCUGCAAGGAUUUUUUAAAAUUAACCAAUCAUUGGUGGCUUUAUGUUAUUUAUUUAUUUUUUUUAUUAUUUUUGGAUUGAUGCCUUAAAUGUAUAAAUGAGCAAUUAACAUUGGUGUUUGUCCUUUCAGUUACCUUCAGAGUCCAGUAGUAGUUCUUAAGUAGCAGUCAUUAGAACUAUCAGAACAAAGUUGAAGAUCCCUGGCAGAAGAAUAGUUAGUCAAUCACCUAUCAAGUUGACUUUAUUAUAUUCCAGAAUUACUAAGUGGAAUAUUGAAUUGAAUAAAGUACAAUUCAAAUGUGUUUCACAUAACUUUCUGCAUAUGAUUUGAUAUUAGAAUGUUACUACAUCAACAUUUGUCUGUAAAAGAAAAAUAA
Molecule: messenger RNA, 4868 nt
Organism: Erpetoichthys calabaricus (reedfish)
Lineage: Eukaryota; Metazoa; Chordata; Cladistia; Polypteriformes; Polypteridae
Product: zinc finger and BTB domain-containing protein 43-like
Exons: 4
Coding region: 223-2244 (673 amino acids)
Biological process (GO): regulation of transcription by RNA polymerase II
Molecular function (GO): DNA-binding transcription factor activity, RNA polymerase II-specific; RNA polymerase II cis-regulatory region sequence-specific DNA binding; protein binding
Source: RefSeq, a predicted model, not a curated record